Molecule: messenger RNA, 2240 nt
Organism: Ciona intestinalis (vase tunicate)
Lineage: Eukaryota; Metazoa; Chordata; Ascidiacea; Phlebobranchia; Cionidae
Source: RefSeq, a predicted model, not a curated record
UCAUUUGCAUCUGCUGAUUACGUAUAAUCUCGCAUGACGUAUACUACGAAAUCAAUUCAAAUGUUCGUUCUACGUAAUUAUUAGUCAACGAGGUUGCAGCAGUAAUGCAUUGUAUAAUCAAUUAUUGACGCUGGUACUUUCUAACGAUGUUUGGAAAAAAGAUGGACUCCUUUUGUUUUGGGAUUUUUUCUUUAUGAACGUCACAGACAAUGUUAUGACGACAACAGUUAAAUCAGAAGAGUCUGUUGUUAUAGCCUCUGGGCGCAUGUAACAAGUGCUUGUUCUGUUUAGCUCAUGCGCCAGCUCUUCAGUAACGAAAAGGAAGUAAUACUUCGACGAUCGCAUUAAAUUUUGUAUACGAAUUCGCGUAUGGUCGCUCAGACGUCUUCUGCUGUGAACAGAUCACAUUUCAGGAUGCUAUUAUGUCAGUAAAGCUGAAAACAACAAUAUCAAUGAAAAUGGCCGCCAUGAAAGACUGUUUAGUGCCUUUAGUUCAAGUUGUGUAUAUAUAGUUUUAUUUGGCUGUAUAUCUCGAGAGCACAGCCACAAAAACAAUGGCAGACAUCGGGUGUAAUCAGGCAGAAUCCGGUGACACACUGUUUCACAGUACAGCGACGAAUCUAUCUCAGCUGCUUACAGUUGUACAUAUAUAUGCGUAACGUUAGGUCUAGAUUUUAGAAUGACGUUUUAAUAGUAUAACUGUAUUGGAGAAGUUUUAGUAUGUUUCUUAUACCGUACGCCUAAGUAUAUAGCAUUAUGUUCAGAUAUAGAUUAACGAAAGUGUGUGUUAAAAAUAUUUGAGCCUAAAUGGUACGAUUUCAAAGCAAACAUACUGUUUGGGUCGUAAUAUUAAUCUUGUACGGCCUAUCUACCGUUUAUUAUAUUGCUCUUACCAACUCAAGAAACUUUUUUCGUCUCAAAAAUGAAGUUCAAAAAGAAAUUGCGCUUCAGGCAUCGAAAAGUUUUCAUGGGACUGUAGCUGAUGUUCAGAACAAUGUUGCACCAACGCAAAAAGUGGGAUCAUCGUCUAAGUACAGUCACCCACUAUAUCCUGGUUUCCCAUUAUCUGGAGAUCUCGCCAACCCAAUACCAGGUUUCAAGCUGGGGCAUGCCAGCAAACAAACUAAAGUUGUAAUCGGCAUUCCUACGAUACAGCGAGAAGGCAUAAGUUACUUGCACCAGACGAUCGAUUCACUUCUGAAGAACAUCGAACCCCGGCGUAACGAUACAGCUAUUGUAAUAUACAUCGGAGAGUUGGACACGGAAUUUGUGCGCUCCCAAGCCCGCGAAAUUUCUGAAAAUUUCCCGAACGAAGUCGAAGACGGUACACUGCAGGUAAUCAGCCCCCCACUCAACUUUUACCCCGACUGGGAGGAGGUACUUCCCCCAAGUUUUGGGGACCCAAAAGAACGAAUAAAGUGGCGUUCCAAGCAGAACCUAGACCAGAUAUUUCUAAUGAUGUAUAUUUACCAUAUGCACCCUGCAUAUUAUCUUAUGCUUGAGGAUGAUGUGUUAUCAAGUGUAGGAUAUAUGGAUUCAAUUAUAAAGCACGCUGAGUCGAUCGAAUCAACCGAUUAUUUCUUCGUUUCGUUUUGUUCACUUGGAGCAAUAGGGAAGUUAUUCCGUGCUCGCACCUUACCAUCAUAUGCAGCGUUUAUUCAUAUAUUUUGGAAUCGUAAGCCACUGGACUGGCUACAGAUCGACUACGUGGGCACUGAGGUUUGUAGUUACGACGAAUCACAGAAGGAAUGUUUCGCACGAAGGAAGGAAUAUAUGAAAGAAUACAGACCUGCGUUGUUUCAGCAUAUCGGCAGAAUAUCAUCGUUGAAAGGAAAGCAACAAUUGCUUAAAGAUAAUUCAUUUGUCGGGUGAUGUCGCAGUUUCGGCUCUGGGAAAUUCCAAUCUGAUGAUGACGUAACACGCGAUGACGCAACGACUCUUCGAUUCCUUUAUUACGUUGAUAUAGCUGUGAUUUCAUAUAUAAUAUGACGUCACUGGUUACAAAAUUGUUACGUAACAAUAUAUGAUGAUGACGUCGUAUUGUCCUUUCGAACGUGUCAUUACCACUGAUGGUGCUCGCGACCUCGUUAACCACCUGUCGGUACUUUCCCUAUACUGAUUCUUGUUUUCCAGUGUCCCGCUUACCUACUACUGCAACCAAAUUAUGCAAUAUUUCUAUUUAUUGCUCAUUUCUAAAUAUCUUAUAUCGUAUCGAAAUUAGAAAAGUGAAACGAAUCUAA